AUGGAGUUCAAGCCCAAUGAUGCUUCCAUCACCAGCGAGUCGGCGCCUCUCAUUGAGCCCGUCGACUGCGAGAACGACCGGGACUUGUUCAUGGUCCCCUUAAAAAGGCCGUCGCCCCGGCUGCCACCGUCCCGGUAUCGAAAUGUCAAAGCGAGAACACCUCCUAGAUCUCCGGUCGCGCCGUCGCCAUCGAGUCUCCAGAAAUCCCCACAGCCCGCUUCACAACUCGUAGGGUCUCUAGUCUACAACAGCCCGCCCAUGUCACAAGGGAGAAACACCAAAGUGGGCUCGUCCCCCGUCAUGUCGACCGAGGCCGGCUCCGCACGGCAGAGCUCUGAGCUGCAGUCCUCCAGCAAGGAGAACACCACCUCCGCCUCUCGGUCAACAGGCGACAAGCCCAACACCUCCACCAAAGCUUCCUCCGUCUACGAUAGCCCGCCGGCCAUCGUCGAGAAGAAGCCCGAGGGCAACGCCACCGACACCCAACAAGAAGCCACCGCACCCCCCGGCCAUCCCCCCCCUCUCCGCUGCCCGCAACACCUCCACCUCCACCUCACCAAACAAGCCCGCAACCUCGGCCUCGCCCUUCACCUCUCCCCCAACCCCAACAACAACUAA
Chaetomium globosum CBS 148.51 is the source of this 618-nucleotide messenger RNA. RefSeq lists its product as uncharacterized. Lineage: Eukaryota; Fungi; Ascomycota; Sordariomycetes; Sordariales; Chaetomiaceae. Bases 1 to 618 code for a protein of 205 amino acids. The record is from RefSeq and is a predicted model, not a curated record. The transcript is spliced from 2 exons.